UCAUGCUAUUGAUAGAUGCCGGAGCACCACUUGAUAUAAAAGGGGGCGAAUUACAAAGAACACCAUUGCAUUUAGCUGUUGAUUUGAAUGAAAUAAAACUCGUGGAAGUUCUUCUUGAAAAGGGUGCUUCUUUGAUGGUCGAAGACGAUAGUGGACACUAUCCAAUACAUCUUGCUGCUAUACGAGGAAGAACUGAUAUUGUACGAGCUCUUUAUUUAGCUGACCCGAGUCAGGAUAAACUAAAAACAUCCUCGUAUGGUACAAUACAUGUUAUCAAGGGAAUGUCUUUAUUUCAUAUUGCCGUUUGGAAAAGGAAUGAGGAGCUUCUCGAUGCUUUGAUAGGACUAAAAGCUGAUCCAAAUGUAAGAGGUUUCAAUGACCAGACUCCUUUGUACUUUGCAAUUAUGAGAACGCAAGAAGGCUUCAUCAAUAAAUUAUUAAACUACGGACGAACCGAUAAGAAUAAACCGCAAAAGCAAGGUUUCACUCCUCUUCAUACUGCUAUUCACAAAGAUUUAAAUGACAUCGCAAAACGUUUAGCAUUAGAUGUCAAUGUUAAUGUAAACGCAAAGGACAAAUAUGGGAAAACGGCACUUCAUGUAGCAUGUGAAAAGGCUAACGUUGGGUUAAUACAAAUUCUUCUGGCAAAAGGAGCAGAUCCAAGAAUGAUCACUCAGAGAGGGGAUACUGUGUAUCAUAUCUUAAGAAGAAGUGAGAAGAAAUUGUCCGUAAGAGGAUGUAACAAUGCAAAAUGUGCUGAGAAUGUCAUACGUGAAUUUUACCCGGAACUUGGUGCACUAUUGCCGACAAGGAGGAAAAAAUACGGCACAGUAAUCAGACCUCCAAGUAGAAAAACACAAAAACCAACCACAGAAGAUUCAAAAGAAGAUGAAAGUGACAAUUUUUUAGAGGCGUGUGCUUCCAUACAAGAAAUGUAUUACAAACCAAAAACAGUUAAAAAGAAACAGAAAAGAAGGAAGAAAGAUAUGUAUGACUAUUACGACUAUUAAGCAAGAUAUUAUACAUGUAUAUGACAGAAAAAGAAUCAAACACACAACAAAAUGACAUAAAAGACAUAAAUUGUGAUAAUGGCGACUAUUUUUAUUAUAUAUAUUGUUUAAUCAUAUGUGAGAAGAUGAUGAAUCAAAUGAACAAAUAACAACAAAUGUGAGAAUUAUUUCUUUCAUGCCAUUCAUUGUAAUUAAUUUAGACAAUAAUUUGUUUCUUCAUACUCUACUUUUUUUAUCAAUAUUCUAUAGAUUAAGCUAAAACUGUAUGUUUAAGUUAGAUGCUAGGGUUAAUUAAUGCAUGUUUAAUCUUUAUGUGUGUGCAUGUUUAAUAUUAUGUAUUCUGAAUCUAAAUACAUAUAAACAAUUUUUAUUCUACAUUUAUAUACAUGUAGUCAUGUGUACAAGAAAUUGAAAUAUGACUUAGACAAAAGGGUUGAAAAGCAAAUACAAAAUGAUUGAACAAAGUCAUUGUUCAAACACAUCAUAUUAAACAAUAAAUGUAUAAAACAUCUGAAAACCGGAAUCCUCUGAAAACCGGACUUUUGGUCAAGUCCGGACAGGGUCCGGUUUUCAGAGUUUUUACUGUACUACAACAAUAUAUGCUAAUUAGAGUAAGACUCAAUUAUGAUUUUUUGUUGUGUUUUAUUUUGUAUUUGUUUUUAUUGUGUUGCGUUUCUGUAAACGGCAUUCGAAUAAAAUCAAAGGAACCAA
Ruditapes philippinarum (Manila clam) is the source of this 1721-nucleotide messenger RNA. Its product is annotated as ankyrin-3-like. The transcript has a single exon. Lineage: Eukaryota; Metazoa; Mollusca; Bivalvia; Venerida; Veneridae. Gene Ontology annotation, molecular function: protein binding. The coding region runs from base 3 to 1010 and encodes 335 amino acids. The record is from RefSeq and is a predicted model, not a curated record.